This is a messenger RNA of Anolis carolinensis (green anole), 11971 nucleotides long. RefSeq names its product endosome-lysosome associated apoptosis and autophagy regulator family member 2 (gene elapor2). The transcript has 22 exons. NCBI's taxonomy places the organism in Eukaryota, Metazoa, Chordata, Lepidosauria, Squamata, Anolidae. The record is from RefSeq and is a predicted model, not a curated record. Gene Ontology annotation, cellular component: membrane. Gene Ontology annotation, biological process: positive regulation of BMP signaling pathway. Bases 340 to 3372 code for a protein of 1010 amino acids.
CGCGCCCUCAUCAUUUCAAUCCCCCCCUCCCCCGCGCGCCGCUUCCCUCAGGCCCCUCCCUCGCUCCCCUCCGCUGUGUCACUCAUUGGCUUUGUCAGUUCUCCCCACAGUUGCUACCCAGGAGCCGGCGAACAGGUGAAGGCUUUCUGCCAGCUCAGCACGGAGUGGGAAGGAAGGAAGGCGGCUUCUGGGCGGCCGAAGACAUCCAAAUAAGCGGGGAAGAGGUCGAGAGAGACCUGAGGAGAAUGAGGCGGGCGGGGAGCGCGUCCUGAGAGCCAAAGAGGUCCAGGGAGGCUGGAGGUGGCGACGCAGAAGAGGAGGAGAAGCAGCCCGGUCCGGAUGGAGGCGGCGGAGCCUCGAGGGAAGCGCCUCUUUCUUCUCCUCUGGGCGGCUCUCCUCUGCUGCCAGGCGACCCGGAGCGUGGGCGCAGUGGCAUCUCCCGCCAACCCGCCUUUGCCUCAGUGCCAGGAGGCAGAAUACCACUUUGAAUACACUGAAUGUGACAGCACCGGAUCCAGAUGGAGGGUAGCAGUCCCAAAUCCAGAUGUGGAAUGUUCUGGGUUACCUGAUCCUGUCAAAGGAAAGGAAUGCACUUUUUCAUGUGCGUCUGGGGAAUAUCUAGAAAUGAAGAACCAGGUGUGCAGUAAAUGUGCUGAAGGCACCUACUCUUUGGGAAGUGGGAUCAAAUUUGAUGAAUGGGAUGAUCUGCCUGCUGGAUUCUCCAAUGUAGCAACUUAUAUGGACACAGCCAUUGGAUCAGUAGAAAGUAAAGCAGAUAGCUGUGGCAAGUCUUCAUGGACUCCUCGUGGGAAUUACAUUGAAUCAAAUAGGGAUGACUGCACCGUCUCCUUGAUCUACACCGUACAUCUGAAGAAAUCUGGUUCUGUCAUCUUUGAAUACCAGUAUAUUGACAACAACAUCUUCUUUGAGUUUUUUAUUCAAAAUGACCAGUGCCAAGAAAUGGAUUCUACAAGUGACAAGUGGGUGAAAUUGACAGAUAAUGGUGAAUGGGGCUCCCAUUCUGUGACACUGAAAUCAGGCACUAAUAUAUUAUACUGGAGAACAACAGGGAUUCUAAUGGGAUCACAGGUGGUGAAGCCUGUACUUGUGAAAAACAUCACAAUUGAAGGAGUGGCCUAUACAUCUGAAUGCUUUCCCUGCAAACCUGGUACAUUUAGCAAUACACCAGGUUCUUCCACAUGUCAGGCCUGUCCUAGAGAUAGUUACUCUGAAAAGGGUGCUAAGGAAUGCACUAAGUGUGAUGAAGAAACACACUAUGCAGAUGAGGGUUCAAGUCAGUGUUUGGAACGUCUUCCAUGCUCCAGCAAAGACUUUUUUCAAAUCCAUACACCAUGUGAUCAAGAUGGAAAGACUCAGCUCAUGUACAAAUGGGUGGAACCUAAGAUAUGUAGGGAGGAUGUCCCUGAAGCAGUAAAACUACCACCUUCAGGAGAAAGAAAAGAUUGUCCACCUUGUAACCCUGGUUUCUACAACAAUGGCUCAUCUUUUUGUGCUCCUUGUCCUUUGGGCAUGUUUUCUGAUGGAACAAGGGAGUGCAAAGCCUGUCCUGCUGGUACUGAACCAGCUCUAGGACUGGAAUACAAAUGGUGGAAUAUACUACCUCUCAAUAUGAAGACUUCUUGUUUCAAUGUUGGAAAUUCAAAAUGUGAUGGGAUGAAUGGUUGGGAAGUAGCUGGUGAUCACAUUCGGAGUGGAGCCGGAGGUACAGAUAAUGAUUACCUCAUUGUGAAUCUUCAUGUACCAGGAUUUAAACCUCCAACAUCAGUAACUGGUGUGACUGGUUCAGAACUUGGAAGGAUCACCUUUGUGUUUGAGACCAUCUGUUCAGCAGAUUGUGUGCUAUAUUUCAUGGCGGACAUCAAUAAAAAGAACACAAAUGUAGUGGAAUCAUGGAGUGGAAUUAAGGAAAAGCAGUCAUACACACACAUAAUAACAAAAAAUGCUUCUUUUACAUUUACAUGGGCUUUCCAAAGAACAAGUCAAGGUCAAGAUAGCAGGAAGCUCAUCAAUGAUGUGGCAAAGAUCUACUCAAUCACUGUCACUAAUGCUGCUGAUGGUGUUGCUUCAUCUUGUCGGGCCUGUGCCAUCGGUUCUGAACAGUUUGGUUCCUCCUGCAUUCCCUGUCCAGCUGGGCACUAUAUAGAAAAAGAAACCAAUCAGUGCAAGGAAUGUCUUCCCAAUACAUACCUGUCCAUGCAUCAGGUGUAUGGCCAAGAAGCAUGUGUCCCUUGUGGCCCUGGCAGCCAAAGCACGAAGGAUCAUUCUGCCUGCUUUAGCGACUGCCUGCUUACUUAUGCCAAAGACAAUCAGAGCCUGAACUAUGAUUUUAGCAGCCUCAGUACAGCAGGCUCUUUAAUGAAUGGACCGAGCUUUACAGCAAGAGGAACAAAAUUCUUCCAUUUCUUCAACAUCAGCCUCUGUGGAAACCAAGGGGGAAAGGUAGCAAUAUGUGCAGAUAACAUAACCGAUAUUACACUAAAGGAUAUGGUAGCUGAAUCAGAAGAUUUUUCCAAUGUUGUAAAGGCUUUUGUUUGUCAAUCGACUAUCAUACCACCCGAUAGCAAAGGAUUCCGAACUGCUCUGGCACUUCAGUCCAACAGCCUCGCUGAUAUGUUUUUUGGAGCUACCACUGAAACAACACUGGGAGAUAUAACUGUUAAGCCAGAAAUGUUUGAACAUUCUGAAAACAAGAUACCUGAUGUGCAUUUUUAUUACAAGUCUUCAGGAGCUACAGCGACUUGUGAAAAUGGCCGUGCUUCUGUCGUGACAAUGAGGUGUAACCCUGCAAAACCUGGCCAAGGAGAAAUUUCAGUUCCCAGCUCUUGCCCUGCAGGUACCUGUGACGGGUGUGCCUUCUACUUCUUGUGGGAAAGUGCUGAAGCUUGUCCCAUGUGUACAGAGCAGGACUAUCAUGAGAUUGAGGGAGCUUGUAAAAAAGGACACCAGGAAACCUUAUAUGUAUGGAAUGAACCAAAACUAUGUAUAAAAGGGGUUUCAUUGCCUGAAAAAAAGACCAUCAUUUGUGAAACAGUGGAUUUCUGGUUGAAAGUUGGAGCAGGUGUGGGAGCUUUCACAGGUGUCCUGCUGAUUGCUUUAACCUGCUACUUCUGGAAGAAGAAUCAGAAGCUAGAGUAUAAAUAUUCCAAAUUGGUAAUGACUGCAAAUUCAAAGGAAUGUGAGCUUCCAGCUGCAGACAGUUGUGCUAUAAUGGAAGGGGAAGAUAAUGAAGAGGAAGUAGUAUAUUCAAAUAAGCAGUCAUUACUAGGUAAACUCAAAUCUUUAGCAACAAAGGAAAAGGAAGACAGAUUUGAAUCUGUUCAGUUGAAAUCCUCAAGAUCUCAAAAUAUAUGAAGAUGUAACUCUUCCAAUGGAUCAGCAAAGCUAAUUUCUAUUUAUAUGGGAGUACAUUUUCAACACAUCUGGCACACUUCUGAAGGGUGUUCUCCAGUGAAGAGCAUAGAACAUUCUAAGAGGAAGAAAGAAGAGCAGACAAGAGCAAGAGGGGAAUUUGCCUUAUCUGAGUCUCAGUAAUUUGCCAAAAAGGAAAGAAAACAUUUUAAUAAGCUGGGAUGGAUGUUCAACUCAGGGAGAGAGCAAGCAUGUGGAGUCAGAGAUAUUUUGAGGUCUGAGGCUGGUAAUCUCAGCAACACUUCCUGGAAUAGUAAAAAUAUGGCAAUGAACUAAAAGUUGACAGUUUUGCUGUCCUUUAAUGCUCUUUGCUCAAAUGCUGUCCCUGUGAGGUGGAUUGUGUUUCACUCUGUCCUGAGAGUGGUUGCAUCUGACAUGAGGUUUACAUUGAUCUCUGUGUUGUUUUGUCAUACCAUAUAAUUCAGUUAUUUAUACUUUUUUAGUUCCCAUCCCCUUUGUCCCAAAGAUGAGGCAGUUUGGCUUUUAGGAAGAAUAGAAGAUUACCCAAAAGCCAGUGUGGAAAAUGGCAGAUAUGCUGAAGCUGUAGAGAUGAAUUUCUCUUGAAAUCAAACCUCAAUCAAUAGCUUAAAUAGAAUAACUAUUGAUUUUUUUUUUAAAAAAAGGAGUAUGCUUGCCAUACAAAUUUAGGACUUUUUGCCUAAGGAUACAGGUUUUUAUCUGCUCAAUUGGCUUCUUUAGGUGAAAAGACCUAAAACUGGCCUGUGGAAAAUCUGAACAUGCCGCCCAAAAGCUAAGAACAUUACCCAGUGUGUGUUUCCUGUGAAGUAAGUCCUAUUUUAUUCAAUUGGGUUUGUAUUUAUUAUGGUAGCCUAAAUUGCUAGGGGUCUGUCUCUUCGGGAUCCAUCCAAAUUGUGCCACCCAUCUGAUUGCAGUCACAUAAAGGUAGCUUGCCAUGACAAAGUCUUUCAGAUGAAGCAAAUCUUCUCAAAGAUAUAGAUAAAUAUUGCUACGGUCACACAUGCAUUUAAGAAAAGGAUCUGCCUAUGUACAAUGUUGCCUCAGUUCAAAUGGUAACAAUACAGUGACUUGCAUGUGGGGAUAUAAUUCUCUGCUAUUUUCAGUCCCAAAGGAAGCAAUUAGUAAUUUCGUAGUUUUCUUCCUCCUGUGAGAAAAUCUUUCAAAAGGGUGCUGUUUUUGAAAACUAUUUGCAAUUCUGCACAACAUUCACGUGUAAGAUAUUUUGCCUAGAAAACAACAUUUUCUUAAUGUAAAAUAGUAUUUCUGCACAGAAAAUUCUACACUGGGAGCUUAUUCUGCAUAAAAUUUGUUUUUGCACUUUUCUUUGCAUUUUCUGGACAAAAUAUUAUGAAGAAAAAAGCCACAAGCCUUGCGUAGAAUAAAUGCUAAAUGUUUAAGAUUCUCAUCAGUCCAGGAUUUGAUGCAUCAGGAUUUCCCAACACUCAAAAAUACAUUUUAACAAUUUUUGAAAUAUUAUGGAAUACCCAUCCUUAUGUACAUGAAAGAAUUGUCCCAAAAUGAAACAUGAAUAUUCGGGUAUAAAAAGUGUAAGAGUCAGGUAUAUCUCUACAAUAAGGAGCGCUUCUAAAAUCCUUCCUGGGUGAAUAAGGGGAUGCUAUCAAUGUAAAUUUGUAGCAUUUGAUUCUUGGCAAGAGGUUGUACUUCCAUAGCCUUGGCCUUUGCAGACAUACUUUCUUCUGGCAUUAUUUUCCUGAGUUUGUAACAUGCAGGAACUGAUUGAAGGGAAUGCUCCCAUUCAGAGCAGUCAUGGUUCCUAAGCAGAUGAGCUUCCAAACUGAGACAAAUUCCCAAGUGGAACUUCCUGCUACAGUGCUUGUAUUGGGUAACAAAUUAAAAAUCCUCAAAGAAAGGACCUGCAACUGGGCAAGGUGCAAUAGAUUCAUGCACUGUCUCUCAUGAAAACUUCCUUGUUUGCCUGCCAGAUGAGCAGUCACAGAAUAGUUACACAGGAUGGCAUUUGUUGUAGUGGAGAAGCUUGACAGGCCUAGUUGACCCUUGGUUAAUGGCUACCAACUAAGAUGAAGAAUCAGCCAUAAUAAUGUUACAUGAUCCUUAGAUUUCCUGAAUUCCUAAAACAUGGUAAGUUUUAUCGAUGAGAAAUAAAUAUUUAUUGAUAAUAACAAUGCCAGGAUUAAUGCUGUUGAUAAGAAAUUGUGUUCUGUAAGCAUUUAUCUAAGUUAUGCAAGAUCCUGUAUGUUGGAAAGUAUUUAAAAAACACUAUACAUACUUUCAAAAUAUAGCAUAUUAGUUCUUCAUCAGGGAACAAUGAAGGUUGUGUGGUGGCAAUAGUGAUGCUUUUAGUACAAACUAUUGAAUUGAUGUAAUUUUAGAGGAGAGAACUUUUGACUAAUAACUUGCCUUUUAAAUGAAACCAAAUCAGAAACUGUCUGCAUUUUGAAGAAUAAUCCUAUGUUCUUAAUAUAGAAGAAGGAAGAAGACUUCCUUAAUCUUACUCGCUUUUAAUCAGAGUAUUUACCUGGCAAAAUAAAUGAGUUUUCUCCCUGUUUUGCUAGGUUACCUUAGGAAUAACUCAGAGAAUGCAUGCAAUUUUUAUUGUUAUUGAAACACAAACACAAAAAAAGGUUUGUGUGUUCAUAGUACACUUUUCUACAACUGAAUGUUCAACAAAAUAAUCCUUUGCAUUUUUACUCAGUAGUAAAUUGUACCUGUUUCCCUAGGCCUUAUGUCCCAGUAACCAUGCACAAGAUUGCAACUGUGUCUUCUUUGUUUUUUUGUUUUGUUUUUUGUAUAUUCUGUAUGGUUGUAUAUCAUAAUUUGUGCAUUGUAAGUGCUAUGGUUAUUUUUAGCUGUUGUUUAUCCUCACUUGAUACGAAUUGUUAUAAUCAGUGCACCUAUCACUUUCAUUAUUAUUUCUAUGCAGAAUGUUUAAGGAGAAAAAUUAAUAUGGAAAAAAAUGUAAAGUGUGUGAACUCCUGCAGUGAUCCUUCUGUGAUUCCAUGGCUGUAUCAGUUAAAAAGAUUACUCUUUUUAGAAAUUAUUGAUGGUAAUCUCAACUGCAUUUGUCAUCCAGAGAAUCAAAUUGUAAUGUGGGAAGGAUCUUGCAGGGCACAUUUUCCAUUUGGUGGGUAAGGUUAGGGACCUCAUCACAUGAUGGAAAUUCAGCAUCCUAGGACACUUCUGCCCUAGUUGACUCAUGGAUCCCCACACCACCCAUCACACAAUAUAGGCCCAUUUCCAGGGGCACUCCGUAAAUCAACUGGAGCAGCAGCAUUGUAGGAUUCUGUGCUGCCAACACAGAAUGUUGGCAUUCUCCCUGUUCCAUUUGGAACAACGGGGCUAGUGCAGGGGAAGCCGUGUGGUGACAUUUUCCCACAUGUGAUGAUGAAGCAUCAGCUAGCUGCGAGGCGGGUAUUGCCCUGCUGCCUCCUGAUUUUCCAUGGAGGCUGGUGAAUCAAAACACUGGAUCUCAUCAAUGUGAUGAGGUCCUAAGUACAAGUAGCCAGAGCAUGGGGCUCUAAUGGGUCAAAUUUGAUCCCUGAGCCAGAGGUUCACCAAAAGGUUCAAAUCAGUCUUUGCCAAUGUGGGUCCUUCACAUUCCUGCCUACAACUUUCAUCAUUGGCCAUGUUAACUGGACAAGAUCAAUAAGCACCAAUAGGGCUUUAGAUCAUGGAAGGCUGUGCUUGAUGCAUUGAGCAGGGCUUAUUUUUUUGUAUGAAAACGCACUCUUCUCAUACUGAAUCAGCUCAACAAGCCAUGUAUUUUAGCUCAGUAUUUUCUAUUCAUUGGAUUAUAAUUUACCAACAUCUCAAUCUGAGACCUAUCCCAACCACGAUUUCUGAGUUUCUGGUGGUAAAAUUGAGCUGUUGUGUGAAAGUCGUGCCUUCUGCAACUCAGCUCAAAUUGUUCACUUUAUCAUGUGAUGCAGCCCUUGGAACUUAAACUUGUGUGAAUCUUCGUUUUGCAAACAUUGUCUCAUCUGUUGUCCUAAUGCGAAUUUGCAAAUAUUCUUCUCUUCCUGAAAGUAUAAAAUCUGGGAUUCUUCUUGAAUGAUGAAUGAAGACACAUAACUUCUUCCUUUUCAAAACUAUGUAUCCAUUAGUCGUUUGUUUUUAUUUUCUUUAAGUCGCACUUUAUUUGAGAAGAUAUUUGGGAAAGAUUGGACAAUUUUCAACAUACAGCAGUAUCCAUUAAUUUGCCAUUAUUUUCCCAAACAUCUUCAUGCCUGGGAUAUUAGUGCAAAACAGUUCCUUCUUUCCACUACCGGAAUGCCAUCCCUGAUGUGUCCCAGUGCCUUGAAUUGGAAUGAAUAAAUGUUUUUGUUUUUUUAAAAAAAUCAGUACUUUUCAUGACUCAUUGGAUUGUUGUGUUCUAAGUAUUUCACCCCAUGAGCAACUGUAUAGUAUACUUGUCACUUACUGUAAUCUCAUUGAACAGUGUGCUUCACGGUUAAUAUGACGGAUCCAUCACUGGAAGCCAGUAGUGCUUCUGCAAGGAUCCCAUGACAGACAACCAUCUCCAAACUAUUACUGCCCCUACUUUGACUAUUCAGUGUGUUUACUAAAAUUUUCAGGUUAAAUUGAUUUAUAAAGCCUCCUAUGAAUCUCCUGGUGUUCAGUAUUCUAGAAUCUCUGACUUUGGAAGAAAAAACUCAGUCUUUCUCUAAAGAAUUGUUUAUUUCUGCAAAUCCCCUCAUCCUUUUCAAACAUUCUGCUACAUUCCUAUUUUUAUUAGGACCUUCGAUUUGGUUAUGUAACUAUCAUAAUUUAGUACCUGGGCUUUCUAUAUAUGCAUAUCUUUGGCAGAAAAUGUCAAAGGGCAUUCAAAAAUGCCUAGCUGAAAAGUUUCAGUAGCAAAUACAAUUGAAUGAGAAAAUCAAAUUAUCUGCCUAGCAGAUGCCUAAACAGAACACAUACAAAUCUUCACAUCCCCAUCCUGUAUCAACAUCUUUAUUAUGGUCAUAAACCAGCAUUAGUGGGGUACAGUUUCAUAGAAGCAUGUACAUAAAAUCUAAAAGGCUAAAAAUACAAAGGCAUAUUGAGGGGUAAAACACAAAGCUCUUUAGAGAGGGGAUUGGACAAAAAAGGGAUGGAGAGGGAGGGAGGGAGAUUGAUGGAUGAGUAUGAGCAUUCAGGGCACAUCCUGUAGUCUUCUCUGUUUCCAAAAGACCUGUUCCAAAGAUGUUCCUAAGCAUCUUAAAUAAUUUUAGGGUGUAUAUGGAGCUUUAGGAAGAACUUGUGUUGCUAGUGAAAACAACAGGAUCCUAUUCAUUGCUUUGAUUGCAUCUUUAGUUUUAUAUUUCCAAUAGAUUUUUAUACUGGAAAAUUAUAAAUAGCUCCAGUGAGUGUCAUAAUAGUUAGGAAAAAGAUAUUGAAUUCCCACCAUGCAAUAAAGAGACCAGACACAAGAAAAUGGAUCUACAAUGCCAUUUCCUGACCUAUUUAUAAGGAAUAACCAGUGAAGGAAAGAACACCAUUAAGGGGAUUUAAUCUGUAAGACUUAACACAUGGUGUAUUAGCCAUCUAGUGAGAACUGUCGUUGGACCAGGUGUCAUUCCCUCUGACCACCUCCAAGGACAUAUGGGGACCAAAGAUCCCAAAGGCCAUCCAAAAUUCUUUGGCUUCACAUCUCGACUGAUCAUAUCUGGAAUCAUAGAAUCAUAGAAUCAUAGAAUAGUAGAGUUGGAAGAGACCUCAUGGGCCAUCCAGUCCAACCCCCUGCCAAGAAGCAGGAAAUCGCAUUCAUAGCACCCCCGACAGAUGGCCAUCCAGCCUCUGUUUAAAAGCCUCCAAAGAAUGUUCAGGUGGAAUCUCCUUUAGGAAGAACUUCCUCACAGUGAGGGCUGUUCGGCAGUGGAACUCUCUCCCCCAAACUGUGGUGGAGGCUCCUUCUUUGGCCAUCCUGAGGCGCUCCCUCCCAAAUCUCAGAGCUUUUAAAGAGUAAGAACCCUAAUUCUAACCCCAAGAGUAGCCCCUUUUUGACACCCACAGCUCCCAAAUGUAUAGAACUGUUAUGAAGUCCACCCUUCACCCCCUCGGGGGUGUGUGUGUGUGCCAAAUUACCUAUCAGAAAUAUUUCCCCUUAAUUAUGUCAGCAAAAGGGACAGGCUUCCUCUCCCCCCCCUUUUUUUCCCUGUUGGCUGGCCACCAAAUAUAUUGUCCCCUCUUUUAAAUAAUUCACUGAUAGAACAUUCCCCUCCUCUGAGAAAUGUACUCUAUUGGCACAAUCUCCAUAUGGGGGAUCAUCCAUCCCUUAGUUUGCCAUUGCCAAUUUUCAGGUCCUGGUUGACCUUCCAUCUGGCCAAAUCAAGCUUUUUGGGAUAAAGAUCCCCUGGCCACCUUUGGGCCAAAUUGAGCUUUUUGGGAUUACAAUCCCCCAGCCACUAUAGACAUGGCAACAGUGCUGAUCAGACAAUAUGGACUCCAGACCAACUUUGCCUGAUGAAGCAAAGAGGAUGGCAGAGGAGAGGAGCAGCCUUAAGUUUCCUGCACCUCCGCCCGUCAUGUGAUUGGGGCCGAUGAAGUUAACUGGCCCCACCAAAUCUGGCCUCUUUCAUGGGGGCCUUCAAAUUCUCCCUGCACCUUAGGCUUUGCCUAGUGGCUGCAGGUGGGCCUACUAUUCUAGCUAAGGGCCACCUGCAUAGUUUAUUCUCAAUUUAUACUCAGCUUUGUCUGCCGUGCUAUAGAAUUAACUGGGCUUCAUGGUCCUUCACUCUGACAGAAGCCACCCCAAAUUGGUCAAAAAUUAGUAUAAACCUAUAAAUAUAGUAUUUGAUAUAAACAAUUCUGCCACCUGAUGUUUUCAUUAUUGCAUUUCUAUUUGUUUCAUUUCCUCAUAAUGAAAUUGGGACAGUAAGUUUAAUUAUUCACUGAUUAAAAUGUUUGUAAGUUUAAUAGUCAUUGUCUCUACUACAGUUCUACUAAAUGGAGAAAAAAUAAAUGCAUGAAAUCUUGGUCAGGAACUAAUUCUGAACAGGACCAUGGAAAGGUUGACAUAAUUGGCUCUUGUGUGUUGAUUUCAUACAAUACUUUUUCACCCCAGGAAUUGAACUGAAUGAGAUGUUGAAAUAAAGCUAAAAUUCUAUGAAAAUACUGAUGGCGUCUACAUCUCUGUUUAUGUAAUUAUACUGUAGGGCAAAUGUUUCUUCUUUACCCCCAGCACUGUGUAACAUAUCCUGAGCCUACUCCUGAAGAUGUACAGUUGCAAAAGAGGUUGGGUGGAGCUGCACUCUGGUAUUAUCUGGCUUUCCAUACACAACUGUGGAAAAGGAAAGCCUUUGCCCUCCCUUUGCUCGUUUCCUUGGGUGCAUAACACAAAUCAGAUGGCCUUUGGGUUCACAUCUUUGUCCAGUAAGUAGUUGGGUGAAGAUGAUAGACCUACACCUUGGUACUUCAGGUUGCUUUUACACAGCUGGAGCAAAGGUAUUGCAUAAUGUCUUUAAAAGUACUUUCACUGCCAUAACCCCUGCUGUUGCAAAUGGAAAUAAUUCAGGGCCCUUUCAGACAGGUCCAAAAUGCAGACCUGACUCACUUUUUACCAGAGGUGUCCUAACAACACCUCAAGUAAAAGCGAAUUAAUGCAGAGUAAACCAGGUUUUCCCAGUAUACCCUGCAUUAAUUAAACACAUCUAAAGAUCUAGACUUUAAGUUAAGGUCCAGGUCUUUAAGAGGUGAGGACCCUGUAGGGACUGACUUCCAGGACUUCUUCCACAGUCCUGGGGGUCAGUCCCUACAGCCAUCUCAGUACUUCAAGCUUCCAAAAGCCCAGAGGAUGCCCCCUUCCCUUCCCAGCCCUCAAUUUCAGCCCCGCUCCAAACUUACCGGAUGAGCCUUUAGGCAACACAGGCCUCACUGCAGAGUAUUCCAGACACUUGGAAAUAUCACAUCAAGAGGUGGGCAUGGGGAGGGAUUAUUUUAACCUGCUUCCUCCUGAGUUUGAGGUAAAUGUAGAAGGGCCCUCAGGGAAUUUCACUAGAGAACCAGCAUGGUGUAGUGAAUUGAGUACAGGAUGGUGAAUUGAGUACAAGAUUGUGUCUAGCCACCUGCUGAAGGAAAGUCCAAGGUUGUGGGAGGGGUGGGACUCGAGCCCAGGUGGAAGUGGGUUAUUUUAAUCCACUACUUCUUAGAUAAGUGAAGAAGGACCCUUGAAGAUGAGCCAGUGUCAAUGGGAGCCUGUGUCUUCAGGUUGCCAUAGUCUGUCCUCAAUGUAAUUCAGCCAGAAAUUACAUUUUGUUCAUUUUAUUAAGCCUAAAUCACAGCACAUUUACAUAUCACUCAUAUGAAGAAGGACCUCCAUGUUCUUUAGACAGCAGGUAAAAUUGUGAGCAUGAAAGGGCAAAUUCUGGGAACCUGGUUAUAACAGUGUUCCUCAUGUCUCUGGAGUGGUUUUAGAUGGCUGACAUAAAAGUUUCUCCCAAUGUUUAGCCUGACAUGCUUCCAAACUUCCUUUUGAUUACACAGAUGGAAUCUCUGUUGUUAUGUGUAGCCAUAUUGGUUAUUAAACUGCUGCUACUGUUUUAGUUUAUUUGGGGACGGAAGUGUAAAAAGUCUUUAUUUUAACUAAUAAAUGUCUUUAUUAAGCUAA